This is a messenger RNA of Acanthochromis polyacanthus (spiny chromis), 1056 nucleotides long. Its product is annotated as splicing factor U2AF 35 kDa subunit-like. NCBI's taxonomy places the organism in Eukaryota, Metazoa, Chordata, Actinopteri, Pomacentridae. The transcript is spliced from 7 exons. The coding region runs from base 426 to 890 and encodes 154 amino acids. Gene Ontology annotation, cellular component: U2AF complex; spliceosomal complex. Gene Ontology annotation, biological process: mRNA splicing, via spliceosome. Gene Ontology annotation, molecular function: metal ion binding; pre-mRNA 3'-splice site binding. The record is from RefSeq and is a predicted model, not a curated record.
UCAACACGUGUCGGCGCCCCAUUUCCUGAACGCUACUCUUGUAUGAAAACAAAUGUGAUGCACUGCUUCAGCCCUGCUAGCCGGAGGCCUGGCCACAUUAUCUCCAUUCAUUGUUUAUCAGCGACACCUGCUUCCACUAUCUAUUUCUUUUCGCUUGUGCUGCCGAAGGCGUCACGUGACCUUGAGCGCGGUAAACAAGCGUCUGAACGGCGGCGCCAAAGCAAACAGUCCUCACAGAGUGUUCCGAUUGUGAUGGAACACUCAGAAGCUGUGGGUGUGCACGGCCAAAAUGUUGAGCCCAGUCGAGCAGAGCUGAAGCAGUUUUUCUCAAACAGACCAUUUCCCUCUUGAACAUUUACCUUCAUAACCUUCAAAACUCUGCCCAGUCUGCUGAUGGUUUACACUGUGCUGUCAGCGAUGUGGAAAUGCAGGAGCACUACGAUGAGUUCUUUGAGGAGGUGUUCACAGAGAUGGAGGAGAAGUAUGGAGAGGUGGAGGAGAUGAACGUGUGUGAUAACUUGGGCGACCACCUUGUCGGGAAUGUCUACGUUAAGUUUCGUCGUGAGGAGGAUGCAGAGAAAGCAGUCAUGGACUUGAACAACCGCUGGUUCAACGGCCAGCCGAUCCACGCAGAGCUCUCCCCCGUCACUGACUUUAGGGAAGCCUGCUGCCGCCAGUAUGAAAUGGGGGAGUGCACCCGAGGGGGCUUCUGUAACUUCAUGCACCUCAAACCCAUUUCGCGGGAACUUCGAAGGGAGCUGUACGGCCGCCGCAGGAAAAGGCACCGCUCCCGUUCGCGCUCCAGGGAACGACGCUCCCGAUCCAGGGAUCGACGACGGGACCGCGAGAGGCGGAGGUCGAGGGACCGAGAGCGCUCUGGACGAUUCUGAAGGAGGACUGACCACCAAAACCCCCUCCCUGUUAACCCCAGCAAUGAUGAUGACGUUAUUUUCUUUUUUCUUUUUUUUGGUGAAUUGUUGGAAGUGUUUUUCUUUUAUUCCCUUUUUUUAAGAUGAGCUUGUGUCGCUUUCUCAAUAAAACAGAUUUGUAACUCUG